AUGUGGGAUAAUAAGGCCAGGAACUUCCUUCAGGGUUGCCAAGUCCUUGACUUUGAUGUAGAAAAUGUCAUCGAGUUAUAUCUUCCCUUGGACCUUGUCAAUCAAUCACCACCUAAGGACAUGGAUGGAGAAGAGAAAGAAAUCAUUGUUUGGGUUUGCCAAGAAGAAAAGAUUGUCUGUGGCCUGACCAAACGCACCACUUCAACUGAUGUAAUCCAGGCGUUGCUUGAAGAACAUGAAGCCACUUUGGGAGAUAAACGAUUUCUUUUUGGACAGCCCAGUGAUUACUGCAUCAUAGAGAAAUGGAGGGGCUCAGAAAGGGUCCUUCCUCCACUCACUAAAAUUCUGAGACUUUGGAAAGCCUGGGGGGAAGAACAGCCAAAUAUGCAUUUUGUCCUAGUUAAAGCAGAUGCUUUGGUUCCUGCUCCAUUAUGGAGGACGGCGGAAGCAAAACUAGUUCAAAACACAGAAAAACAGUGGGAACUCAGUCCGGCUAAUUAUAUGAAGAUGUUGCCAUUAGACAAGCAGAAAAGGAUAGUCAGGAAAACAUUUAGGAAACUAGCCAAAAUUAAACAGGACUCUGUUACACAAGAUCGAGACAGCAUGGAGACGUUGGUGCAUUUGAUCAUUUCUCAGGAUCAUACUAUUCAUCAGCAGGUCAAAAGAAUGAAAGAACUGGAUCUGGAAAUUGAGAAAUGUGAGGCAAAAUUUCAUCUUGAUCGAGUAGAAUAUGAGGGAGAAAAUUAUGUCCAGGAUUCUUAUUUACUGCCUAGUUCCAGUGAGGUCAAGCAGCAAAAAGAGAUAAAGCAUGAAGAAAAUGAUGCACCUGAUUAUCUGAGUGAGAGUGAAGGGAUUUUACAUCUGGAAGAACGACUGCAAUAUUACAGGUCGCUUAUUGACAAACUAUCUGCUGAAAUCGAGAAAGAAGUUAAAAGCAUUUGCAUAGAUGUGAAUGAGGAGACUGAAGGGACAUCUACAGAAGAAUUGGAAAAGAAAAACUUGGAAACUGUUAAGCAUGAUUUGGAGAAAAGUAUGAAGGCUGGCUUAAAGAUUCAUUCACACUUAAGUGGCAUCCAGAAAGAGAUUAAAUACAAUGACUCCUUGCUUGAAAAGAAAGCAGUAGAAUAUGACCUCCUGGCCGAGGAACUGAAUUUGAUUCAUUUCAGCAACAAAGAUGGGUGCCAAUCGAAUGAAGAUAGAGACAAAGGACUUGAGGUUACGAGUCGCAGUGUGGCAGGACCUUGUUUUACUCAGAGAACAUUUACUUCUUAUACCAAUGAUACAGACUCAGAUACUGGAAUAAGCUCUACUCAUAGUCAAGACUCAGAAAGAGAUGGAGUGCUGUUGUCAACUUAAAUGGAAUGCUUGCUUCAUGAUCUACGAUCACGUUCUUAAUAGUUACUUAAACAGGAACAUUUGAUGGUAAAAGAGAGUUGUUCCUCAAAAUACCUUGGUUUUAUUGAUUGCCACAGAGGCCAUAACUAAACCAUGUGGACACUUGGUUGAAGUAUGGGUAUCCUCCCCAUAUCACUGUUUUCCCCAUCACAGUAUUGCUAUUUUAUGGGUCAGCAUGAGAAUUAAAUAGGAAUUUUUUGAGAGUUUUGCAAAAGACAUACAUGGCAUGUUUUAAAGGCCAGCAGAUGACACAGAAAGAGUUGAGGAACUCAUCUUUACUUAACAUUGACCUAUAUUAUAGUCCACGACUAAAUACUUAACCUAAAUUUCACAGUAAAGAACUGUAAACACUCCCUGAAAGAAAAAGAAAAGUCAGACUUCUUUGGUAUGAAGGAGAACCAAAAAGUUUUACAUGGAUUUUCCAGAUGGCAGGGGUGCCAUGCCCUUAACCCCUGCCAUGCGGAAAGGAUAGGUGUACUUAUGUAGCAGGUGAAAACAAGGAUGAUAAAGAGAGCUUUUAAAAAAUACCAACUUCAUCUUUAUAAGCUCUAUGACACAAAUGCUACUUAUUAGACACAUUAAAACAAAAGUAACUUCAAGUAUGAAAAAAUAUGAUCCAGAAUGAUAACGGUUAUACUUUGAGCUUA
Gracilinanus agilis (Agile Gracile Mouse Opossum) is the source of this 2042-nucleotide messenger RNA. It is a transcript of the gene RASSF9, whose product is annotated as Ras association domain family member 9. Lineage: Eukaryota; Metazoa; Chordata; Mammalia; Didelphimorphia; Didelphidae. The record is from RefSeq and is a predicted model, not a curated record. The coding region runs from base 1 to 1356 and encodes 451 amino acids. The transcript is spliced from 2 exons. Gene Ontology annotation, biological process: signal transduction.